UCGGGAGGCGUGAGCCCGGGCAGGAGAAACCGGUGCCGCUUGAGGAUGAAGUCUCCUGUCUAACCCCCUCCGCCCUCCGAACUUCCUGUGCGGCUUGGCUCGCGCGGGAAAGAUUUAUGUUUUGGGUGGGGGGAGAGCCCGCGAGGAGGAGGAGGAGGCGGUGGUGGUGGUGGAGGUAGCGGUUGGUGCAGCAUGGGUGUGAUAGGUGUGCAGCUGGUGGUUACCAUGGUGAUGGCUAGUAUUAUACAGAAGAUCAUACCUCACUACUCUCUUGCACGGUGGCUCCUCUGUAGUGGCAGUCUGCGAUGGUAUCAGCAUCCCACGGAAGAAGAGUUACGCAUUCUUGCGGGAAAACAACAAAAGGGCAGCAAAGGCAGGAAAGACAGGAAAUAUAAUGGUCAUAUCGAAAACAAGCCACUAACCAUUCCUAAAGACAUCGAUCUUCAUCUGGAAACCAAAUCUGUUACUGAAAUGGACACUUUAGCCUUGCAUUACUUUCCUGAAUAUCAGUGGUUGGUGGAUUUCACAGUUGCAGCUACAGUGGUAUAUUUGGUAACUGAAGCUUACUAUAGCUGGAUGAAGCCAUUGCAAGAAAUGAAUAUUAGCAUCGUCUGGUGUCUGCUUGUUCUGGCUUUUGCAAUUAGCAAAAUAUUGUUCUCAUUGACCACACACUACUUCAGAGUAGAAGAUGCAGGAGAAAGAUCACUCUGUGUAACCUUCGGCUUCUUUUUCUUUGUCAAAGCAAUGGCAAUUCUAAUAGUAACGGAAAACUAUUUAGAAUUUGGACUUGAAUCAGGCUUCUCAAAUUUUUCAGAAAGUGCUGUGCAGUUUUUUGAAAAACAGGGAUUAGAAUCACGGGGGCCUGUUUCUAAACUAACAUUCAAACUGUUUCUGGCUGUUCUGUGUUCUCUUAUUGGUGCUUUUUUGACAUUCCCUGGAUUGCGACUGGCUCAGAUGCAUCUGGAUGCCUUGAGUUUAGCACCAGAAAAAAUCACUCAAACUUUGCUGCAUAUAAAUUUCCUGUCACCCCUGCUUAUGGUCUUAUUGUGGGUUAAACCCAUAACGAAGGACUAUAUAAUGAAUCCACCACUGGGAAAAGAAACUGUGCCUUUAAUGUCAGAAGCUACCUUUGAUACUGUAAGGUUGUGGAUUAUAAUUCUCUUGUGUGCAUUACGGUUAGCCAUGAUGCGUAGUCAUCUUCAAGCCUAUCUUAAUUUAGCACAGAAAUGUGUGGAUAAAAUGAAAAAGGAAGUUGGCAGAAUUAGUACAGUUGAACUGCAGAAGAUGGUGGCCAGAGUGUUCUAUUACCUUUGCGUCAUCGCCCUUCAAUAUGUGGCCCCUUUGGUUAUGCUGCUUCAUAUGACACUGCUGUUGAAAACUUUAGGAAACUAUUCCUGGGGCAUUUAUCCGGAUUCUUCUUCAAAUUCUCUCAUGGACAACAGCCCACUGAGAGAUUCAGUAAACUCUGAACCUUCACCUGAUGAUGGAAAGAUGCAGCUAACUGUACUAGAGCUAACAAUGGCACUGGGUAGCCUGAAAAACAUUUUCACUCCGCUCUUGUUCCGAGGACUCCUGUCCUUUCUCACCUGGUGGAUCGCUGCUUGUCUUUUUUCCACGAGCCUUUUUGGGCUGUUCUAUCAUCAGUACCUGACAACAGCAUGACCCAACGAAGAUUUAAAGACAAACAUUUGGAUGUCUGCAUGCCCCAAAAGAGGCAAAAGAAAAUGUGAGGAAAUAACAACAAAGAGAAAAACAUAUCAGUUUUUUUUAAUUUAAAUGCUUCCUUGGAGUUCUCAGACAAAUGUUGUUGGCAAAUGUUGGCAAUCACAAGGGAGUUUUAUAACUGGUUACCUUAAUUGGUAGGUAACUGCUGAAUUAUUCAUAUUGGUUGGUGUUGGUGAGUUGCUUUGAAAUACAUCCAAGGACUUUUGUUUUCAUUAGCUCCAUGUUGCCCUGAAAACACUUGUGUAUUCAGUCAGUGAUUGGCUGACCUUAGUGGUAUUGAGGUACUAGGGUGGUAAUAAUGGCAACAGCUUAGGAAAUGGACUUGCGACUGAGCCAUACAAAGAAGUGGGGAAAAUCAUCCUGUUGGGAGGAAAACUAUGGCUGACUGUUCUCCUUAGGAGCAAAUGUAUCCAACAGGACAAAAAAAAAUACUGUAUAUUACAGUAAAGAAAGCUAUAUGGAAUAGAGAUUAUUGUAAAUUAAAAUGCCUGGACUCGGCAAGUAUUCAUGCCAAAGGACUUAUUUACAUGUUACAGUUAAGGGUGUCCAAGUGCAAUAUUGUGUCACUUGAUUUGGAUGAAUGUUCAGGGGUGUGUAGUUACUGUAGAUUUUAAGAGCUUUCUCCCUGUUUGAGCACAUAUACUUGAAAUAAACCCUUCAUCUGGUAGGGUAUCAUAAAAUAGUAGGGUCUGAAAAUUGUACAAUAACUUAUUGGUCUGUCCUUCACUCCUGCACAUUCAUGCAUUAAAGUAUACAAUAUGUUGUUGCUUCCUUUUCCUGAGGCAUUAUACCCUGUAAUGUAAUGUGUCUGGAAGUCCUGAGAGAACAAUUUUCAUAUUGUAAGGAUAAUAUUAUAAAAUCUAUUGUUUCUGUCUUAACAGUCUUUUUAAAGAUAAUAAAUGGCCAUAUGAAUA
Molecule: messenger RNA, 2639 nt
Organism: Sphaerodactylus townsendi
Lineage: Eukaryota; Metazoa; Chordata; Lepidosauria; Squamata; Sphaerodactylidae
Gene: TMEM161B
Product: transmembrane protein 161B
Exons: 12
Coding region: 193-1662 (489 amino acids)
Source: RefSeq, a predicted model, not a curated record